Purpureocillium takamizusanense is the source of this 1922-nucleotide messenger RNA. RefSeq lists its product as uncharacterized. Lineage: Eukaryota; Fungi; Ascomycota; Sordariomycetes; Hypocreales; Ophiocordycipitaceae. Bases 200 to 1861 code for a protein of 553 amino acids. The transcript is spliced from 4 exons. Gene Ontology annotation, cellular component: nucleus. Gene Ontology annotation, biological process: positive regulation of transcription by RNA polymerase II. Gene Ontology annotation, molecular function: DNA-binding transcription factor activity, RNA polymerase II-specific; transcription cis-regulatory region binding; zinc ion binding. The record is from RefSeq and is a predicted model, not a curated record.
CAACAAUUCAACGCUCCGCUCCGCUCGGCCAAGUUGCAUCUCCUGCGCGUCCCGUCCUCAUGCAUCGUCAUCGCCAGCCAUCUCCCAUCAAACACUCACUGCUCGCCCGCCGCCUGCCACGCUCGUCCGCCGCCGUCGCGAGCCGCCGACCUCACAUCCUGUCAACUCGGUCCGCGCCAUGUGAAAAACACCGCGGCGAAUGCCUGUCCUACGAGCCACGCCCGAGAACAAGAGACGGGUCCGCACCGGGUGUCUCAGCUGCCGCAGACGACGCCGAAAGUGCGAUGAAAAGAAGCCCCAGUGCACGAGCUGCGAGGCCCGCGGCUUCGCCUGCAAGUAUCCCGACCUGACCUUUGUCCAGGCCUCGCGCAGCGCCCCUCCGCCCGAGCAUGGGCUCAGGCGGCCGUCCACGUCUUAUUCUACCAUUACUUUUGUGAACCACGGCCCGCCUACGCCCCCCUCCAAGGCGAGCGACAAGGACGACACGCCGCAGGAAGCGCCCCUCACUGCCAACAACAGCAAUGCGCGAGCAACGCGAGAGGAGAGUUCCGUUUCCCAGAGCCCUAGGGCCACCUCCAAGCCAACUGCGCCCGCGGCGGCUACAGACAGGCGCCCGCCCCGAAGAAAAGACUGUCCCCUUUCUACCUGGGACAGCUACUUCACGACCAAGGAUGUGUCGCCGCGCAGAAAGGAGGCGGCGGUGCUGCGUCACUUCCGCUAUAAAAUGGUGCCGUGGAUCGAGGCGGGCGACCCCGCCGCCCAGUUUGGCGUCGACAUCAUGCAGCUGUCGCAGGAGAGACCGCCGAUCCACACGGCCAUUGUCGCGAUAUCGACGCUGCAACUGGACCUCAUCGCGGGCCUUGCCGGUCACGACAUGGUGAGCCUGGCGUAUAGACAGAGGCCGAGCGACGACCUCUUUGAGCACGACAAGAGGGCCAAAAGGGUCGGCGAGGCCCUGCUGGCUCUCGAGGGCUUCCUCAGCUCCAGUCCCAGCCGGUGGCGCAACCUGCCGCUGCUGUACAUGAAAGAGGUCAGCAGCAACGUAUCGGCUUCGACGGUGGAGGAGCCAUUGCAGACCCUUUGUCGCCUGCACGCAAGAAUAGACCUUGCCUCUUCUAUACUCACCGGGCAGCCACCCGUCACAUCAAUAACCUUUCAUACCCCGGGCAGCAGAACACCAUCAACGGCAGACACGUCGCCGACGGGCAUAUACAACUGGUCUCUACAGCACCUUACCUCCUGCCUACACCUCAUCCACAACAGCGCUCAGCUGCCGUCCAUACCCUCUCCUCAGAGCCCACCGGCAGCCUCCUUGUCCGCACAUGCCGGCUUUAGCGCGCGGUGGUUUUCGCUCUGGACGAGCUGUCAGACGUGGUUUGCUAACAGACCGCUCACGAUGCGGCCCAUUCUCGACAUCCGCAGCGUCGAGGCCGGCCAGAUCGAGCCCAACGAUGGCUCCUCGUUUCCUAUCCAAGUGUACACCAACGCGCUGGCCAUACACGCCAACGUGGCAUACCACAUCACAUCACUGCUGUUGUUGGCUCACAAGCCCCGCCUGCUCAAGCUGCCAGGGGACUCGCACCGACAACGGCCGGCGGCGGCAUCUUCGUCGUCGCAGGGCUGGCACGCCCAAACGAUUGCGGGGAUCGCGGCGCGCAACGAAUUCGCGGAGCAGUGGGACCCCGUGACGGUCGGCGCGCUGCUCUACGUGGCCAGGGAGAUGACGCACCCGGCGCAACAGGCGGCGCUGGAGGCGUGUUUUGCGAGGGCCACCGCAGCCACGGGCAUCGGCCUGGAGAAGGAGCUGCGCGAGCUACGCGAGGGGUGGAAAGUCGCGCGCUCUUACGAGAGAGAUGCAUGAGGCGACACUGUUUGCGCAUGAAGAUUAAACAUGAAGAAUAAAAGGCCCUGCGGUCCAAGAC